Molecule: messenger RNA, 619 nt
Organism: Diuraphis noxia (Russian wheat aphid)
Lineage: Eukaryota; Metazoa; Arthropoda; Insecta; Hemiptera; Aphididae
Biological process (GO): microtubule cytoskeleton organization
Cellular component (GO): cilium; cytoplasmic microtubule
Molecular function (GO): microtubule binding
Source: RefSeq, a predicted model, not a curated record
UCCCGUUUGGCAGUACGUGAUCAAGAAGAACCGGUUCCCGACCCACGUCGACCGACAGGAAGUGUUCGACGAGCUGGCUGUCCGACUGCAGCAUCCCGAAUGGCAGGUGAGACUUCACGGUUCGCGAGUGCUGGCUUACGUUAUACCAGCAGUCGGCCCACAACUGGAUCUAUUGAUGUCCCCAACAAUACUCCCGGCGGUCAUUUCGAAUCUUGCACACUUUUCACCAGCUCUCAGAAGUAGCUCUAUGGAUGCAAUAUUGAUUUACGUACAACACUCGGCUGAUCCUGAAUUCGUUCUUAAGUCCAUGAUCGUACAAGGAUUGGAUGUACCUGGUGCCAAAUCGAGUCUCACCGUGAAUGUUAUGGAAUGCGUUCCUGUAGUACUUCAGCAAAUCGUUAAGAGAAAUGGAGAACGACCAAUUGCCAUACCUACGUUUGUGCAUCUUGUAACUGCCUUAUCCAACAAAAUGGUACAAGCUACAUUUCAACAAGCUGCAGUUUACUGUUUGGACAGAGUUAAAGAAAUUGUUGGAAGAAAUAAAUUUGAUCACUAUCUUGAAACAUUUCAUCCUAUCAUCAAAAAGAUUGAAGAAGGUAAUCCUUUUGAGUUAAUGUAA